This is a messenger RNA of Ostrinia nubilalis (European corn borer), 3113 nucleotides long. RefSeq lists its product as uncharacterized. Gene Ontology annotation, molecular function: heme binding; transmembrane monodehydroascorbate reductase activity. Bases 2045 to 2788 code for a protein of 247 amino acids. The record is from RefSeq and is a predicted model, not a curated record. NCBI's taxonomy places the organism in Eukaryota, Metazoa, Arthropoda, Insecta, Lepidoptera, Crambidae. The transcript is spliced from 5 exons.
UAAAUAUCACUAUUUAAUCAACUUGCGAACAUUUAAUUAAAGCCAAUCGACGCAGCCGCUGCUAAUAAAUUUUUAAGUGCAAUAAUGCCGCCGAACUUCGUUGAUGUGUCAUAUCCUGAACCUGUCACGGUUGAGGAUGGACCAAAGGAGAAUGGGGGGCCACCGUCUCCGGGGAUUUCUACCCACGCGGGGCUGAAAGCUGUGAGGUCCCUGACGACUCUGCUGACCCACUUGUUUAUCGGAAUUGUCGUGGGAGUUUCGCUGUUCUGGUCGUUCAGGAAUGGUGUGCCGAUUGGUCCCACGCCACAACACGUAGUUUUAUGUGUCAUAGGGUUUCAAUUCCUAAUGGCAGAGGCCAUCCUGUCCCUGGCUCCAGACAGCUGGUGCUCCACUUUGAACCUCAAGCACAAACGCUGGGUUCACACUGGCUUACAACUGGUCGGCUCCAUACUGGCUCUGGUCGGCUGCUUCAUCAAGAUCGUUGACAAGAACGUUAACUUUAACACAUUACAUGGACAGUAUGCUCUUGUGUCGAUGGUCUUCACAUCGGUGUCUCUGGUCAACGGUUUGACUUCCCUGUAUGCGUACGAGCUCCGUAAGUUUAUACCAGGAAUCCUGUCAAAGCUGACGCACAUUUGCUUCGGGGCCGUCGCGUUGGUCACUGCCUCUGUAUCUCUGUGCUACGGCUUUGACAAAAACUCCUUCAGAAAUGCGGUCACCAGCCCCUUUACUGACACCCUCAUCAUCAUGACAGGCGCUUUGACCACCAUCAUCAUUAUUAAUCCUCUUCUCACUAUGUACGCUAAAUUCCUUGGUGUUAUUAAGAAAUAAAACUCUUCUGUACCUUUUCCCAUCUCAUGGGGUCGGUCCGUCAGGUUCCAAGGCUCCAAAAUAGUCUGUAUUGGGUCAUUGUUAAGAAUCAAAUAAUUAGUAAUGAAUCAUUAAUUUAAUAUUCCAUUUUGCUCAAGAAUGUUGUAUUAUAAAACAGACGAAUUAUUUUGUUACAUAAAGAUUGAUUUCUAGACCCAAGAGUCACAAAUCGUGGUUGCUUUAUCUAUGUUUAUAAAUGUAACUACCGCAAUAGGAAUCACAGAUAAAUGUACUAAAGUAUUAAAAUAAUUACUUAUGAUCUGAGAAAAUUCCCGUUAGCUGUUGUAACUAGGUAAUUAUUUAUAUUUUAUAAACUAAUAAGUUAAUUAUUAAAUAAAGAUAUUGACAUUAAUCUAUCUUGUAUUUUAUUUGGUUAAUUAACAUAAAACCUUAUGUUGCGAUUUAAAUACUUAAGACCCAGUACUAUAAUGACAUUUCUAUACGUAAAAGUCACACGGCAAGACCUUAUACCAAUAUUACCAACACGUACGUUAGAAUGUAGGUAUUACUCGUAUUGUAAUAUGAAAUGUGUAAAUCUUAAAAACCUGCCACAAAUGUUAUGGUAACUUAGUCAAACAUAGUAACAAUCAUAAAAUCAGCAAUGAUCGCGAUAAAUUGUCGCAUCAAUUUAUCUUGAUUUGUAUCCGGAAUUUACGUAACCGCUAUGAUAAAUCAGAAUUUUAUCUUAUUUAAUUAAAAUCAUUAAAUGUUGCAUUAACUUAGAUACUUGUUAACAAAGAUUUUAACUAUCACAUUGAUUAUUUAUUAAGAGUCCGUAUUGUGUCAUGUUUUUUAAUUAUUUUAUCUUCCACAUUUAAUUUUGACAAACUAUGAAGGAGUAGUAGUAAUGAUGAAAAUAAUAAAGAUGGUGGUAAACCAAAACAGUUACUAUAUACAGACAUAAUUAUAACAUGAAAUAUUGGUAUCAAUGAACUGUGUAAUAAAACAAUUGGCAUACACGCUAUAAUAAAAUUUGUGGUUACGUAUUGUAAACUUAAUCUAAUCAGAUGCUGUGACAUGUCUAUCCAAGCUUACAGCGAUAAUACUAAUAUACUAGCCAUAUCUGUGACGGAAUCUGUCUAUAAAUAUUACUAUAAUCUCGAAUCGCGAGCAUUUUACCAAAUCCAAUCGAAGCAGGAGGUGACUCUGAAGGGUUAGUUUUUAAAGUGCAAAAAUGCCGCCGAACUUCAUUGAUGUGUCAUCUCCUGAGCAUGUCACGACCGUGGAUGGGCCAAAGGAGAACGAGACAUCGUCUCCGACGAUAUCUACACACGCGGGGUUGAGGGCAGUGAGGUCACUGACCACUCUGCUGACCCACCUGCUGAUCGGAAUCGUGGUGGGUGUGCUGCUCUUCUGGGCGGUCAACAAUGGCAUACCGAUGGGCGCAACCGCACAACACGUCGUUUUAUGUGUUAUUGGGUACCAAUUCUUAAUGGCGGAGGCCAUCUUGUCCCUGGCCCCUGACAGCUGGUGCUCCACGUUAAGCCUCAAGCACAGACGCUGGGUUCACACUGGCUUGCAACUGGUCGGCUCCAUCUUAGCUCUGGUCGGCAGCUUCAUCAAGAUCGCUGACAAGACCAUACAUUUCAACACGUUACAUGGACAGUUUGCUCUUGUGGCCAUGGUCUUCACAUCGGUGUCUCUGGUCAACGGCCUGGCGUCCCUAUACGCAUAUGAACUCCGCAAAAUCAUCCCGGGUAUCCUUUCCAAGCUGACUCACAUUUGCUUCGGGACCGUCGCGCUGGUCACUGCCUCUGUGGCCCUCUGCUACGGCAUCGACAAAGGCUUCUUCAGAAAUGCCAUCAGCACCAGCUUUGCUGACGCCCUGAUCGUCAUGACAGGCACCUUGACCACCAUCGUCAUCAUUAAUCCUCUCCUCACCAUGUACGUCAAAGUCAACGGCAUUAUUAGUAAUUAAAAAACUCAUGUAAUUUGUAGUAUUUUAUAAAUUAGCUCAGACUGUGUUGUAUUUUAAAAUUGACGAAAAAUGUUGUUACAUGCAGUUUGGUUUCUAGACCAAAUAGUCGUGAAAUCAUAUACUUUCGCAGUUGCCAUUAUUAUUUCAACUAUUUAAUUGUACAUAACUCAAAUUCAACAAUAUAAAUCACAGACAAAAUGUACUAUAAUAUUAAAAUAAUAACCUAUGAUCUGAGAGCAUUCCAGUUAGCUGUUGUAAAUAUUUAUAUUUUUUUACUAUUAGGUUUAAGAUUACAAAUAAAUAAAGAUAUUGACAUUGAAAUAUC